CGGCGGUAAAUUACGUGUGUGACCAAAGAGUAGCAGAAUAGAAAGCGGAAAUAGGCGAAGAAGAAGACGACAGACUUCCAGACAGUUUGCAUGACAGAUGGAUCAGAAAAUCCCUUAUGAUGACUAUCAGCUGCCUGUUGUUUUUCUGCCCUCCUAUGAAAAUCCACCUACAUGGAUUCCUCCUCAGGAUCGGAUAAAUCACCCUGAUUAUAAUAAUGAACUUAGCCAGUUCCUACCACGCACCAUCAUCUUAAAGAAGCCUCCUGGAGCACAGCUGGGCUUCAAUAUUCGAGGUGGUAAAGCUUCCCAGCUUGGUAUCUUUAUUUCAAAGGUGGUACCUGAUUCGGAUGCUCACAGGGCAGGACUUCAGGAAGGAGAUCAGGUGCUAUCAGUUAAUGAAGUGGACUUUCAGGAUAUAGAACACUCAAAGGCUGUGGAGAUUUUGAAGACAGCCAGAGAAAUUGUGAUGAGGGUGCGCUAUUUCCCUUACAAUUACCAGAGACAGAAGGAGAGGACCGUACACUAGGUGGCAGAGACGUGCCGAAGAUUGACGUUUUGCAGUGUGUCCUACUGACGCUGGAUUACUGGGGAGUUGGGGAACAUGCAAUGCACCAUCAGCAUCCUAGCUGUUUUCUUUCACUAAUGCUGCAUUCAUCAUUUAUGUGCUAUCAAGAGGUAUGAAAAUAUUAGCAUAUAUACCUGGGGAAAUUCAAAGAAUUUACCUAACUUUUUUUUUUUGUUUGCAAACCAAGCUUAGAGAGUCGUCACAUAUACACUACCUCACAUUUCCUUCUACUACUAAUAUAUUGCUUCUGUUACUUUCCCAUGCAAGCAAGAAACUAUAUCUGAUACAGGAAAGAAACAACACCAUAAAGAUGCACUGACUGUGAUUUUUGCACUGUCUAACACAAUUAAACUACAUGGCCAAAUGUCUGUGGACAACUGCCCUUAACACCCUUAUGUAAGUCUUCCCCAAACUGUUGCCACAAAGUGCAUAAUUGUAGCAGAUAUCUUUGUAAGUUGUAGUAGUAUUAAAGAAACACUCUUUAAUGGCUCUAAAGGACCUAGUCCAGACCUUUUCCUGCAUGGCAAUGUCCUGUGCACAGUUUGGGGUCCAUAAAGACAUGGUUUGUCAAGGUUGGAAGGGAGGAAUUGGAAUUGCCUGCACAGAGCCCUCGGCUCAACCACACUGAACACCUUUGGGAUGAAUUGAAAAGCAGACUGCACACCAAACAUUCCUGCUUACUGACAGUGUCCAGACUUAUUAAUGCUUCAGUUGCUUAAGGAUGGCUAACACAAAUCCCCACAGCCAUGCUCCAAAACACAGUGGAAAAUCUUCAAAGUAGCCAACAGAGAAUCAACUCUUUACUUCCCAUGGUGUUUCACUGGGACAUUCAGAAAGCAUAUAAGGGUGCAAUGGUCAGGCGUGCACAUACGUUUAGCCUUGUGGUUUAACUGUGUUAUGGAGUCCACUUGGAAAGUAUUGGAGCAGCAACGUCAAUUUAUUUAUUUAUUUUUUAAAUAAAACAUUGGGGUUUGAGAUCAAUAUUUGAGAUGGUAAAUCUGAAUUUCACCGUUAAACUCCCUGAUCUAGAUUUCUUAAACAUGGCAACUUUGGUAACAACAAAUCGCCCAUUUUCUGAAUGAGCAGAAGUAUUGGGACAGCUAGUAAAUAACACUUAAUCUUUGCUUACUUAUCCCUUACUUGCAGUAACUACUUCAUGCCAGCAACCCACUGACGACAUACAAGUAUUUCCAGCCUUGUAAUCUCAGCUUCUCCCUUCACUAAAAUGCUGCUCAGGUGGGUUAAAGUCUGGUGACUGACUUGGCCAGUGUAAAACCUUUUCUUUUCCUCCCCUUGAUGAAGUCAUUUGUUCUGCUGGAAGUAUGUUUUGGGUCAUUGUCCUGCUGUAUGAUCAUGAAGCUCCUCAAAGUUAGAUUGGAUAGAUUUCCCUGUAAAUUGGCAGACAGAAUGCUUCCCAAUUUUCUGUAAAACAAAUACAGUCUUUACAGGCUAAAUCCAGGCCUCUAACCAAGAGUUGACAUUUAGAGCUGUUCAUUGCUUAAACAUGCAAUUGUUUAAAAUCUAACAUGACGCGUAUAUACAACACGAAACAGUCUUAUGUUCUGGUAUUUUUGAUCACUGAAUCAACAUUAAAAAAGGGGUGGUUUCCAAUCAAAGGUUGUUAAAUACAUCUAGGUGUAAUCAGGAAAUAAAUAUGAUAUUCUCGUAUUCAUUUUUGGAUCUCGAACCCAAAUGAGGUUUCCAUUUCAAUACUUUCAGAGAGGACUGUGUUUUUUAACUUAAAACAGAUUUGUCGGACUCCAGUCCGGGAGGCCCGCAGCCUUCUAGAGUUUAGCAAUGUUUUUAGCUAUUUAGCUAUUAGAGGGAACACAACUUUCUGUAAAAGUCCAGGGGAAUUGCAGACGCUUGGGGAUGCUUUCAAAUGUGUAUUAUUCUCCCAUGCUAUCACACAAGCAAGCCAUUUGUUUACGUUUGUUUUUUUUUACAUUUGACUAAAUGAUAUCUAUGUGAUAUAGCUUGUCUGUCAAGUAAUAUAAAGCCUCUAUUUGCAUAAAAACCAUGCCAUGUCUAAGACACUUGGCAAAGGUUCAGUGUGUGAUUAUUAUAUAAUAGGAAAGUUCCAUGACCUGGUUAGUUUCUUUCAGUGUUAUACAGCAGUACAACAGCAAGUUAGCCCACAUUCUUCUGUAAUGGGUUAGCAGCAUUACUGCACUCAAGUCCAGUAAUAACUUUUUUAAUUAAUAGAAAAUACUACUAAUCUAUACAACUACUGCUACUCUCAGUAAAGGAAGUAACAGUGGUGUGAAAAAGUGUUUUUUGCAUGUUUGUCACACUUCAAUGUUUCAGAUCAUCAAACAAAUUUAAAUAUUAGUCAAAGAUAACACAAGUAAACACAACAUGCAGUAAAUGAAGGUUUUUAUUAAUGAGGGAAAACAAACCUACAUGGCCUUGUGUGAAAAAGUGCUUGCCCUUAAACCUCAUAACUGGUUGGGCCGCCUUUAGCAGCAAGAACUGCAAUCAAGCGUUUUCGAUAACUUGCAAUGAGUCUGUUACAGCGCUGUGGAGGAAUUUUGGUCCACUCAUCUUUGCAGAAUUGUUGUAAUUCAGCCACAUUGGAGGGUUUUCGAGUAUAAACCGCCUUUUUAAGGUCAUGCCACAGCAUCUCAAUAGGAUUCAGGUCAGGACAUUGUCUAGGCCACUCCAAAGCCUUCAUUUUGUUUUUCCUUCAGCCAUUCAGAGGUGGACUUGCUGGUGUGUUUUGGAUCAUUGUCCUGCUGCAGAACCCAAGUUCGCUUCAGCUUGAGGUCACGAACAGAUGACCGCAUAUUGUCCUUCAGGAUUUUUUUCACACACCUUCCAAAAAGCUCAACUUUAGUCUUGGGGAUCAUCAAGAUGUUUUCUGGCAAAACUGAUAUGAGCCUUUAUGUUCUUUUUGCUUAGCAAAACAUUUUUUCACACAGGGCCAUGUGGGUUUGGAUUUUGUUUUCCCUUAAUAAUAAAAACCUUCAUUUGAAAACUGCAUGUUGUGUUAUCUUUGACUAAUAUUUAAAUUUGUUUGAUGAUCUGAAACAUUAAACUGUGAUCAACGUGCAAAAAAAGAAAAAAUCAGGAAGGGUGCAAACACUUUUUCACACCACUGUAUGUUUACUAGUAUACAUGUACUCUGAGCAUUCUAUAGGGUUAACCUGCUUAAACAGCAGUGACUAUGGGAUGUUUUUACACACAAAACUUAAAUCAGACUUUUAUUCGUUUAGGUUUAUUUGUAUGUUUUUCUGCCACAUUUAUUAAUUAAACGAACUGAAAAGUAAAUAAAAUGAUGUCUGCUGGCAGGUGCAGCUGUAAAUUCACACCUUUUGUUCAUUGGUCAGAAAUACAGUAAUUAAAAAGUUAAUAAAGCUUUUCCAAUUCUGCAUAAGUAUCAUAAAAAUCUCCCAAGCACAGAGAACACCCGAAUUGGCCAUCAUUAAAUAACUAGAUAAUUCUAUACAUCCUGCUGAAGCCAAAUGUUUGCUUACACCUCAGCUAAAGAUAUUUAUGCUCAGUGUUUCACAACUCCACACUUUGUGUUGCCAUGGCUUUCCUGUGUUAACACAACUGUUCCUGAUCAUCUUUAUUUCUAUAAAGAGGUCAUUUCAAAAUAAUUGCUAAGAGAAAGAUUUGUUUUCGUUUUUAUGUACUAUAUUACUAUAUCAGUGGGUCAUAGUUUUGUUAACAUUGUCAUUUGCCAUUUUAAUUGCUUAACAUGGAGUAAGUUGAAUGACUGGGCUAGUCUGGCACCAGCUGCUCACAAUGCGUUAACAGACUUUUUGCUCAUUCCUUCUUAAAAAAACUGAUGUAACACAGUCAAGUCUGUGGGCCUCCUUGGUAUUCAGGUGGGGUUUUGUGAUUGCAACUCUGAUACUUUAACUGUUGUCUUUAAGCUGUUUUGUUGCAACUUGGAGAUAUCCUGCUGUAUGUUACUGUAUUGACCAGGUUUGAACUUUCUGGUUAAUGUCUUGACAAUUUUCUGUAUCUAACAUUUGUCACACUGGAAUUCUGAUAGAGUGAAUUAAAGCAGAAAUAAAUUUCUUAUUAAAUUGCCUUGGUGUGAUUCAACCCUUUCCCCCCACAAUAAUCACACCUUGCUCAUAUUUUAGUUUUUGUCACCUGCUUAAAAGAACCAUACCAACGAGGAAAAUACACAAGGGUUCGAUUCAAAUGGGCUAAACACUGCAUAUAUGAAACACAGUCCUUCAGUUUUCGUUGCUGCUUAAUCUGUAUGAAGCAAUAAGUAUAAUUCUGUGUUAUAGUGUAAUAGUGAAACACAACAUUGUUUGUAGUUAACGUGUCCUAGGGACUGUAACAUAAAUGGAGAAUGGAGUUGCAACUAAAUACAGAACUGUGAAACAAUAUAUUGUUCUGUCUCUAAAGUAUCUCCAAUGGUUCUAGCAGAGUAACGUGUAAGAACUUGUCUAUUAUCUAAGAGUAUUUUGCAUGUCCAUCAUAAUAUUGUGGUCACUAUUGUCAAAUGCUGCACAACAAUACCAAGAGAAACACAUUUCCACAUUCAGAGGCAGCAGUAGAUUACUGAUUAUUUUUACCAGCUCUGCACUAAGAUUUGAAUAUCAUGUUUAUUAUUUAUGAAUAAUUAGGCUAUUGUGAGUUCAUGCUUUGGUUAUUAGUUUACAGUUAAUGACAACAAUAGGAUUCCGUGUAGCAUUUCUACAAUAAAAGCUAUUCAUUUAUUUUCCAGUAGUGACAAGGCUAUGCAUUUAGUCACCGUGUUGUGGUUUUCGGUCCCCCCUCACUUUCCAUAUGGCUGCUUCGCUCCUUUCUGUGGCCCGCUGGGACUGGAGUUUGAUACUUCUGAUUUAGCUGAUGGAUGUUAUGAUUUGCAGAUUUAUUCAUACUCUCUGUAUUGAUUGUGCUGAAGUAUGGAUAUACUACUAUAUAUUAUGUGGCUAUACACUAUAGGGGAUUUAUAACUCCUCUGUAUUAUCUCCUAUUAUUAUAAUAAAAUUAUUUUCACUCACCAUAAACUUUUAAACUUUAUAUACUGCUGAUUGAAUUUAUACUACUGAAAGAAAAAACCUUAACUUUAUCUUAACUACAGUAAUCACAGCACAUAUAAGUGAUAUCUACUAUAAUGAUAGAUUCAUUCAGCAAUACAGUGGUCAAAUCCAGAAUGCUUGUCUAUGCCUUGGAUUUUGCACUUUACAUUGUAUGUUAACUCUUCUUGAUAUUAAAAAAAGAGUUUUAACUGGCAUUAACUGAAACUCAUCCCUAGAUGUAGGACUGUUCAGUAAGUCAUUUGUGCUCUCCUGUAGUGUUUUCUUGCUUUAUGCUUUAGUGUUUCAGAGAUUAUGUAUGUUCAUAGAAUUUUUUGUGACAAAUAAAAACUUGAUAAAUCUUAAA
Molecule: messenger RNA, 5920 nt
Organism: Tachysurus vachellii
Lineage: Eukaryota; Metazoa; Chordata; Actinopteri; Siluriformes; Bagridae
Gene: pdzd11
Product: PDZ domain containing 11
Exons: 6
Coding region: 98-526 (142 amino acids)
Biological process (GO): maintenance of epithelial cell apical/basal polarity; neurotransmitter secretion; protein localization to basolateral plasma membrane
Cellular component (GO): cell-cell junction; synapse; basolateral plasma membrane
Molecular function (GO): protein binding
Source: RefSeq, a predicted model, not a curated record